This is a messenger RNA of Pseudopipra pipra, 1763 nucleotides long. RefSeq names its product nipsnap homolog 3A (gene NIPSNAP3A). The coding region runs from base 106 to 849 and encodes 247 amino acids. Gene Ontology annotation, cellular component: mitochondrion. The transcript is spliced from 6 exons. NCBI's taxonomy places the organism in Eukaryota, Metazoa, Chordata, Aves, Passeriformes, Pipridae. The record is from RefSeq and is a predicted model, not a curated record.
GAGGAAAAUGCUGCUUUGUUAUAAGCUAAUAAUUAAACAAUUAAGUGCAACAAAUAAGAGGCACAUCACAGUCUGUUGCACUGCUGAAAGGAGUGGCAGCAAAUAAUGCACGUGGGAACUAUUUCCAAAGCAAAAUGUCGCAAGAAACUUUUUGGAAUUGGACAUCAUGAAGCACUCCUUGCUACAGGGCCCAGACAAGAUACCAGCAUUUUCUAUGAAAUUCGCACAUAUGAUAUUAAGCCAUCGAAGAUGAAGGAGUUUUUGGAAAUGGUCAACAAGUACAUUCACUUUCGCACAGCUCACUCAGAGCUGGUGGGAUUCUGGUACACGGAGCUGGGAGCGAUGAAUAAGGUGUUCCACAUUUGGAAGUACGAUAAUUUUGCCCACAGAACAGCAGUCCGGCAAGCACUAGCCAAUGACAAAGACUGGCAGGGAAAACUUAUGUCUGCAAUCCUCCCCUUGCUGGAGAAGCAGCACAAUGAGGUCGCUUAUCUGGUACCUUGGUGUCAACUUGGAAAGCCUCCAAAAGAGGGGGGGGUAUAUGAAUGGGUUACUUUCCAGAUGAAGCCUGGUGGGCCAGCAUUGUGGGGUGAAGCAUUUCGAGCUGCAAUCAAUGCUCACAUCAACACAGGCUAUACCAAGCUGAUUGGUGUUUUCCAUACAGAAUAUGGAUUACUUAACAGAGUCCAUGUGUUGUGGUGGAAUGAGAGCCCAGAUAACCGGGCGGCGGGAAGACACAGAGCCCAUGAAGAUGCCAGAGUCGUAGCAGCUGUGCGUGACAGCGUCAGGUUCUUGGAGUCCCAGCAAAACGCACUCCUGAUUCCUCUGCAGUGCUCACCGCUGAAAUAACCUUCUUCUAAAGGGUGUAACUGAUGGCAAGAGACAAGAUGGAAGUGCUGUCAGCAAGUGACAUGGAUCCCCCUACCCAGUGAACUGAGCUGUUCUUCAGUUGACCAAAAAUGGAUGCAAAAUGCUGAUCAGUAGCAGUGUAAAUCAGCAUGCUGCUAUCAGUUGUUAAAAAGAAGUUUAUGAUGUUGUUCCUACCUCUCCAGGAAAGAGAACUUGAGCUGUAUCACACAUGACAUGAACCACACUUCACCAGUCUUUAAUUUUAACCCCUAAGUUCUUAAUACUUUUUCAAAUAGCUAGAUCCCUUAUCAAACCUACUAAGUUAAGUGUUCUUUUCCAACACUGUAGUCAGGGGUGGUAUCACUUUGCUAACAUAUUUUGGUGCCUCUUAUAAUUAUCACAUCGUGGUUAUUCCAUACUGGUUUAAGAAGGAAUGCUCCCACAUAUACCUUACCCAGUUAAGUUUUAAUCAGACAUCUCAUUGGGAUACUCUAUUAAUUCUGAGCAAAGUAAAACAUCAACGUGGCUGGACUUGGAUGCUACAGUGGAGCUGGUCAGGUGGUGUGGAGCACCCUCUUCUGCAAUUUAUAGGUACUGACUAUAAACUGCAGAGCACUUGGGAGUCCGUUCCAGACGUUCAUCACAGACCUGCAACGAGCAAUUGAUUUAAUAUCUCUACUAAAGGUACCUUUGUGCAGCUCGCCUAAUGAUUAUUGCUUGCUUAAAGUGCAUUAAGAUCUCACAGAAAGCACUAUAAAACAGCCAUAGGCAAUUAUGCUUAUGUCCAAAGUACAACUUACAUCUCUGUAAUGAAAAUUCAGAGACAGGUACUUGAGUUGGGAUUUAAACAUCCAGAGAAAUUUGUUAUGCUCUGCAGCUGGAUUUGACAAAUAAACCAAACACUGUUUUCAUGA